Microplitis demolitor is the source of this 1830-nucleotide messenger RNA. It is a transcript of the gene Nop56, whose product is annotated as nucleolar protein 56. Gene Ontology annotation, molecular function: snoRNA binding. Bases 205 to 1686 code for a protein of 493 amino acids. The record is from RefSeq and is a predicted model, not a curated record. The transcript is spliced from 2 exons. Gene Ontology annotation, cellular component: box C/D methylation guide snoRNP complex; small-subunit processome. Lineage: Eukaryota; Metazoa; Arthropoda; Insecta; Hymenoptera; Braconidae.
GAUAGACGCGUGUUAAAAUUGUGAGCGUGUGUUUAGUGAGCACAUGCACCGCAUGUGCCGACUUAUUAAUUUAAUAAUUACUUUUGUUAUUAACUAUUAAUAGUUAUCAAUGUGAAUAAUUAUUUAUAUAAAAAAUAAAUAUAUAUUUUAUUUAAUUAAAUAAUUUGUUAUUAUUUAAUUACUUUGUCUACUACAAUCGCAACGAUGAGCCGCCUAUACGUCUUGUACGAGCACGCAGCAGGCUACGCGCUCUUCUCCGUGUCCGAGUUCGAAGAAGUAGGAAUGCUGCUUCCUCAAGUAGAAGCCUCAGUAACCGACCUCUCCCGCUUCAACUCCAUCGUCAAACUCAUCAACUUCACGCCCUUCAAAUCAGCUUUGACCGCCCUCGAGUCAAUCAACGCCAUCUCCGAAGGCCUUCUCCCCGAAGAUUUGAAGCUUUUCCUCGACACCGCGUUGCCGCCCAAAAUAUCUUCAAAAAUAACUCUCGGAACCGCGGACUCCAAGCUCAGCGCUUCCAUAACCGAGGCCCUGUCCAUAAAAUGCGACCAUACCGGCGCGAUUCCCGAGAUAAUCCGCGGAAUCCGUUACCACUUUCCGCGCCUAGUCAAAGGUCUCACCCCCCAGAGUACCGCCGUCGCUCAACUAGGUCUCGGUCACUCGUACUCCCGUGCGAAGGUCAAGUUCAACGUAAACCGAGUCGACAACAUGAUCAUCCAAAGUAUCGCUCUCCUAGACCAACUAGACAAGGAUGUCAACACUUUCAGUAUGCGAAUCCGCGAAUGGUACUCGUACCACUUUCCAGAAUUGAUAAAAAUCGUACCCGAGAGUUACAUGUACGCACGUGUCACCAAGUUCAUUAAGAACCGGAAGUUACUGAGCGAUGACAAGCUUCCGGAACUGGAAGAAAUAGUAAUGGACAGCGCGAAGGCUCAAGCGAUUAUCGACGCAUCUAAGUCUUCAAUGGGAAUGGACAUUUCCCCGAUCGAUUUGAUCAACAUCGAGAUGUUCGCCAGUCGUGUGAUAGCGCUCGCUGAUUACCGCAAACAAUUGGCUGAAUAUUUGCGGGCUAAAAUGGCCGGGGUUGCUCCGAAUUUGGCGACGCUCAUUGGCGAUCAGGUCGGGGCCCGACUUAUUGCGCAUGCGGGCUCGCUGACUAAUUUGGCGAAAUAUCCUGCGUCGACUGUUCAAAUUUUGGGGGCUGAGAAGGCGCUCUUUAGAGCUUUGAAGACUAAGGGAAAUACUCCGAAGUAUGGGCUGCUGUUUCAUUCGACUUUUAUUGGAAGGGCGGGGGCGAAAAACAAGGGAAGGAUUUCGAGAUAUUUGGCGAAUAAGUGCAGCAUUGCUUCGAGGAUCGAUUGUUUCACUGACACGCCAUCUAGUAUUUUUGGGGAGAAGUUGAGGCAGCAGGUGGAAGACAGGCUUAAGUUUUAUGAGACUGGUGAUGUGCCGAAGAAAAAUAUUGAGGUUAUGAAGGAAGCGCUCGCGGAGGCGGCCAUUAAUUUUGAGAAGGAAGUUAUUAAUGGAGAGGGAGAGAAGGAGGGGGAGGGGAAGAAAAAGAAGAAGAAGGGAAAGAAAAGGAAAGCUGAUGAGCCUGAGGAAAAUGUCAAUGGGGAGAAUGAACAGAAUGGGGAAAAUGGAGAAGUUAAGAAGAAGAAAAAGAAGAAGAAGAAGAGUGAAGCUGAGUAGGGUUUAUAUUUUUUUUGGGAAUAGAUAUAUGUUGUGGGUACUCGUUUGAGAGGAAAUUUUAUUUUAAACACUUUUUUACAUUUUGAAAAUUUUCGUGGGAUCGAUAUUUUGGAAGUUACGAUUUGAGAUCUUUUUUUUGGGGGG